GCGUAAAGUAGGCGAUAGUAGGUGGUCGCGCAUGGCAUCUCCGUGGCUGCUCGCGCUCUGCCGUCCUCUGCCGCUGGGUCGCUGCUGAUGCCGAGCGGAGCGGGGCGGCUGCAACCGCACUUCCCAAGAUUGAAGUCGAACGAAACGGGAUAGUAGGCUGAAUGUGAUUAUGGAUCGUCCGAUCCGUUUCUCAUCGCUCGGACAGCUGUAACGUCGGCGGACACGCGUGGAUUCAUCAAAGGGUUGAUGUUUAGGGCUUCACUUGUUUGACAUUCACCCAGCAACAGUAAGCAUUGCACGCUCUGCUGUUUGAUGUGCCACAGAAUGAUCGAAGAAGGCAGCAAACGAGGCAAGGCCAUGGUGGAGAAGAGACAGCUCUUCAUGGAAAUGAGAGCUCAAAACUUUGAUGUAAUCAGACUGUCGACUUACAGGACGGCCUGCAAACUGCGGUUUGUGCAGAAAAGAUGCAACCUUCAUCUGGUGGAUGUCUGGAACAUGAUUGAAGCCUUUCGUGACAACGGGCUCAACACGUUGGACCACAACGCUGAGAUCAACGUGUCGCGUCUGGAGACUAUACUGUCUUCCAUCUACUACCAGCUCAACAAGCGGCUCCCCACCACCCACCAGAUCAACGUGGAGCAGUCCAUCGGGCUGCUGCUCAACUUCAUGGUGGCCACCUACGACAGUGAAAGCCAUGGGAAGCUGACCGUUUUCUCAAUGAAAUCCAUGCUGUCAACAAUGUGUGGAGGGAAAAUUGUGGACAAACUACGCUAUAUUUUCUCACAGAUAUCAGACUCAAGUGGAAUCAUGAUGUUUGCAAAGUUUGAUCAGUUUCUGCGAGAGGUGCUGAAACUCCCAACAGCCGUGUUUGAGGGUCCUUCGUUUGGCUACACGGAGCAUUCGGUGCGGACGUGCUUCCCUCAGCAGAAGAAGAUUAUGCUGAACACGUUUUUGGAUGUGUUGAUGGCAGAUCCUCCCCCUCAAUGCCUCGUGUGGCUACCGCUCAUGCACCGACUUGCUAAUGUUGAAAAUGUCUUCCAUCCGGUGGAAUGUUCAUAUUGCCGGAGCGAGAGCAUGAUGGGUUUCCGAUAUCGCUGCCAACAGUGCCAUGGCUACCAGCUCUGCCAGAGCUGCUUCUGGCGUGGCCAUGCCAAUGGUCCCCAUAGCAACCAGCACCAGAUGAAGGAACACUCGUCUUGGAAGUCUCCGGCCAAAAAGCUGAGCCACGCAAUCAGUAAAUCUCUGGGCUGCGUCCCCAUCGGUGAGCCGCCCCAUCCUGUGUUCCCCGAGCAGGCCGAGAGACCACAGGAUCCCACCCAUACUGUUCAGCCGAAACCAGUGGCCAACAACAUGAACGACACAAUGCUCAUGUCCUCUGGGGCACCUACUCCUACCAAAAGUGUCUUGGAGAGUCCCAGCCGGCUAGAUGAAGAGCACCGCCUCAUCGCUCGAUACGCUGCCCGCCUGGCAGCCGAGGCGGGAAACUCCACACAACAAUGUCCUCCAACAGAUCUGGGCUUCAACUUUGAUGCAAAUAAGCAACAGAGACAGUUGAUUGCGGAGCUGGAGAACAAAAACAGGGAGAUCCUCCAGGAGAUCCAGCGGCUGCGUUUGGAGCACGAGCAGGCCUCUCAGCCGACCCCAGAAAAAGCCCAGCAGAACCCCACACUUCUGACUGAACUGCGGCUCCUCAGACACAGGAAAGACGAGCUGGAGAGGCGCAUGUCGGCCCUGCAAGAGAGCAGACGGGAGCUGAUGGUGCAGCUGGAGGGACUCAUGAGGCUGCUAAAGGAUGAGGAACAGAAGCAGGCUUCCCAGUCUGGAAGCUCCCCUCAUUCCUCCCCUAGUCACGGUGCAGGUUGCUCCAUGCCUAUGCCCAUUCGCUCCACCUCAGCUGGGUCCACCCCAACUCACACACCACAGGACUGCCUGGCAGGGGUGGGAGGGGAUGUGCUUGAGGCCUUUGCUCAGGGUGUACCUAGAAAUCUUCGGAAUGAUCUACUAGUAGCUGCUGACUCAAUCACAAACACCAUGUCAUCACUGGUGAAGGAGCUCCACUCAGUUGAUGACGUGGGAGUGGAAGAGGAGACCAACAUGAGGAACGGUGGGGACAGAGGCACAUUGAGAGUACAGAAGCACUGAAGGCAAGAGGACACCAUUCCACCCUGUAAGGACAUACAGUCAUCAACUGGGAAGAAUCAGUAACAACAACAACAACAACAACAACAACAACCCCUGGCAUUAGCACGUAGAGUAAUGCAUGCUGUAAUCUAACAAGAUUUCACUAUGUGAAAAAAACGUCUCUUCACACCUUGCAGGUAGCAAGAUGUGUCUAAUUAGCGAGUGUCUAUGUUGUCCUGUAAACAAAAUCUGCUGUAAUUACCCAAUGAUUUCCCUCAUGACUGCUAAGGAAUGGCUUGCUGUGCGCCCCCCCCCUGUUCCAUUGCAGCAGAUCAUUCUAUAUAUAAAAUACUACAAACACAUGACCACGGGAACGCCCCGACAUGAAGGCGACAACAUGUUCCCUGUUGUUGCUUUUGUAUGAUUAGCGCUAGUGUUUUUUUUCUCCUUUUUUAUAAUUUCUGCAUGAAGUUGCACUCAAGUCUGGAUUUAGGUACUGUACCACGCUAUGCCAGCUCUCUGUGGGAUUUAUAGUGAUAGCUGGGGUGUCAGAAGUGUCUUGCCUCAGAAUUCACGCUGAGUGUGUUUACUUGCAAAAUCAUAUUCUGAAGUUUGUUAAGAACAAAACAGAAUUCUGGAUCUGCUACACUGUCAAUUAAUAAUAGUUUGACAUUUUGGGAAAUACACUAUAAUUCGACUAUUGUCUAGGAGUUGGAUAAGAUCGAUGGUAUUUCCCAUAUUUGUGCAUCAAAUGUGAAACUUGAGCCAGAAGAUUAGAAGAAGGAGGUUAGCAUAAUUUAGCAUAAAGACUGGAAUUGGGGAAACAACUAGCCUGGCUAAGCU
Molecule: messenger RNA, 2964 nt
Organism: Etheostoma cragini (Arkansas darter)
Lineage: Eukaryota; Metazoa; Chordata; Actinopteri; Perciformes; Percidae
Gene: dtnbb
Product: dystrobrevin, beta b
Exons: 20
Coding region: 313-2142 (609 amino acids)
Biological process (GO): synaptic signaling
Cellular component (GO): plasma membrane; synapse
Molecular function (GO): zinc ion binding
Source: RefSeq, a predicted model, not a curated record